This is a messenger RNA of Zonotrichia albicollis (white-throated sparrow), 2100 nucleotides long. RefSeq names its product TGF-beta receptor type-2. Gene Ontology annotation, molecular function: metal ion binding; ATP binding; transforming growth factor beta receptor activity, type II. Gene Ontology annotation, cellular component: plasma membrane; signaling receptor complex. Lineage: Eukaryota; Metazoa; Chordata; Aves; Passeriformes; Passerellidae. Gene Ontology annotation, biological process: cell surface receptor protein serine/threonine kinase signaling pathway; heart development; protein phosphorylation. The record is from RefSeq and is a predicted model, not a curated record.
CGGAGCCUCGCAGAGAGGGGCUCCGCUGACAGCAGGAGCCUCGCUCAGACCGCUGCCCCGAGGAGGAUGAGCCGGUCACCGCCGUGAGCCUGCCUGCUGCUGCCAGGGCAUCCAGAAAUGGGGCACUGGAGGAGACCCGGUCUGCUUCCCCUACUGCUGCUCUCCUUGUCCUGCGGGGCCGGCGCCCGCCGCAGCCUCAAGACCAACCUGUGCAAGUGGUGCGACUCCACGGCCCCGGCGUGCCAGGACAAGGUGUGCUACAGCAACUGCAACCUCAACUCCUACUGCGAGCACCCCCACGAGAUCUGCGUGGCCGUAUGGAGACAGGACAACGAGAGCAUCAGGAUCAGCACGCUGUGCCACAACCCCCAGCGCCCCAUCGAGAACCUCAUGGUGCCCAACUACAACACCUCGCGCUGCAUCAUGAGCCUCCAGCCCAGCGAGGACAGCGUCAUCUACAUCUGUGGCUGCGUGGAUGAGCAGGAGUGCAACGACAAACUCAUCUUUGAAAACCACACCAAUGGCUACUCCAUGCUGCAGAGCAAAGAGGUGAUCCCAGUGGCUGCCAUCAGCCUCCUGCCCCCGCUGCUGGUGGCGGUGAUGAUCACGGUGAUAUUUUACCUCUGCCGCACGCAGAAGCGCCGCAAGAGAGCCAAGGCGUGGGGCGGGAAGCAGGGCCAGCCGCCGGUGCUGCCGGAGCAGGGGAAGGCAGGCGAGCGGGAGGAGAAGCUGUCGGUGCUGAUGGACGAGAGCCCUGGCAGCACCAGCCCCGGCGGCCGCCCCACGGAGCUGCUCCCCAUCGAGCUGGACGAGAUGGUGGGCAAGGGGCAGUUCGCCGAGGUGUGGAGGGCCAAGCUGAGCCACAGCCGCUCGGGGCAGUACGAGACUGUGGCCGUGAAGAUCUUCCCCUGCGAGGAGUACUCGUCCUGGAAGAACGAGAGCCAGAUCUUCACGGACACCAGCCUCAGGCACGACAGCGUCCUGCAGUUCCUCACGGCCGAGGACCGGGGCACGGGGCCCCGCCGCGAGUACUGGCUCAUCACCGCCUACCACAGCCGCGGCAACCUCAAGGACUACCUGUCCCACCACGUGCUGAGCUGGAUGGAGCUGCAGAAGAUGGCCGGGUCCCUGGUGAGCGGGGUGGCCCACCUGCACAGCGACUACACUGCCUGCGGGCGCCCCAAAAUCCCCAUUGCGCACCGCGACAUCAAGAGCACCAACGUGCUGGUGAAGAGCGAGCAGGAGUGCGUGCUCUGCGACUUCGGCAUCGCCAUCCGCCUCGACCCCUCCCUCACCGUGGAUGACUUUGCCAACAGCGGGCAGGUGGGCACCGCCAGGUACAUGGCCCCGGAGGUCCUGGAGUCCAGAGUGAACCUGGAAGACCUGGAGUCUUUCAAGCAGAUGGAUGUCUACUCCAUGGCCCUCGUUUUGUGGGAAAUGGCCUCCAGAUGUGAAGUGGUAGGAGAGGUGAAGAAUUAUGAGCUGCCCUUUGGGUCGAAAGUCCAGGAGCAGCCUUGUGUGGACACCAUGAGGGACAUUGUGCUGCAUGGCAGAGGCCGGCCCGAGAUCCCAAGCAGCUGGCUGGUGCACCAGGGAAUGCGCUUCCUGUGCGACACCAUCACGGAGUGCUGGGACCACGACCCCGAGGCGCGGCUCACCGCCCACUGCGUGGCUGAGCGCUUCAACCUGAUGGCACAGAUGGAUUGUGAUGACAUCCUCAACAACAACACGGACAACGAGGCCAGCAAAACAGCUGCUCCAGGUGGGGAGCUCCAGGACAGCGAGGGCAGCAGAAACACCCAGUGAUGCAGCACGCAGAAUCCUCAGCGCGAGGAACAAGAGGAUAAGGGAGAAGCAUUUAGCUCAUGAGGGAAAAAAACCUCACUGUUUUUCGAAAUGGAACUAAGAUCUAGUACAUAAAUUAUUUAUAAGAUCUGUUUCCUCCCACAGAUAUACAAUGAACUGAGGAAUCAAUAUUUUGGUUAAAGUGAAACAUUAUUAUAUGAACUGACUUUGUACUUACUUAAAAUGUAUAAUGAUGCAAAGCAUUCCUUUUAUUAUUUUUUAAAAUAAUAAUGUUUAAUCUUUUAUUAAUAAGCA